Paramecium sonneborni is the source of this 910-nucleotide messenger RNA. The record is from the annotation of a GenBank genome assembly. NCBI's taxonomy places the organism in Eukaryota, Ciliophora, Oligohymenophorea, Peniculida, Parameciidae.
AUGCUUGCAGAAACUCCAUUGAGAAAAUGUUUAAAUUAAUUUUCUUAGGCUAUUGUAUUUUACAUAAUCUUUUUUGUGUAUAUUAUGACAGAUUACCUAACUUUAAAAAAUCCUUAUUCUUCUGCGUAUCUCUAAAUCAUAUAGAUUUUUUGGGUUCCUUUAAAAAUAACAUAUAUAAUGGUUAUAUGGUCUUUUAUUAGAUGCAUAUUUAGUGAUCCUGGCAAAGUUAUUUUUUAGAUAAAUUCAGGUUCCAUAUAAUUGGCAAUUUCAAUUGGGUUAAUAGUUUGAUUAUGAAACAGCUAGAUAUUGCUUAUUUUGCCAUAGAUUUAAGCCUGAUCGUUGUAUUCAUUGUCCAUGGUAAAAUAACUAUCAUUUUAAAAAAGGUGUAAUAGAUGUGUAUUAAAUAUGCAUUUUCAUUUUCAUAUGAUAGGAAAUUGUGUAGGAUAUUUUAAUCGCAAGUUUUUUUUAUUGUUAUUAUUCUACAUAAAUUUGACUACAUUAUUUAGUGUAAUAUUGUUAAAUUUAAAAGUAUAUUCAAUAUUGAAGGAUAUAAUUGAAAUUGAUUGGAAAUUGAUAUUUGAGUACUAUAUAAUAAUACCUACUUUUUGUUUGUAAGAAAUAAAAGAAUAAUAGAUAUAUAUGUUUAAUUGUAUUUGGUGUAAUAGUAUUUCGUUGUUUAAUUUUUCAUUUAAGUUUAGUGUUGACUAAUGAGACAUUAAUAAGUUUAUUGUAAAUAUCAAAUCGUGGAAAUGUAUAUGAUUUAGGGUAGAUGAAUAAUUAAAUAAAAAGUUUGAAACGGAAUUGGUUUUAAGUAAUGGGGAAUAAUCCUUGGUUAUGGGCAUUUCCUAUAUUUGGAGUGAAUGGAAAACCAUUAGGAGAUGGUAUAAGAUGGGAGAGAAAUGAAAAUUGA